AUGGGGACUCGGUAUAUAUCUCAAUUUUCCGCCUCCGCCGCUGAGCUCACCUUGGGUCAGGGCAUGAUGGCUUCACACCAAUAUGAGCUACUCGGCAAGAUAUCGGAGAUGGAGAAAUCUGCGGGCAAGAUAUCGGAGAUGGAGAAAACUCUGGGCCAACUGUUGGAUUUGUCGAACUCAAUAACGCAGGAGCUUCGCUUACUACGCCCCCCUUCCACGAUGAUUGAAAACUACAAUCCCAGCCAUCCCAACCCAGAGGCCUAUGAUCUUUACCCAAGCUUACCUGAGGAUUUGGAACAUUCGUUAAUGACGGUAAAUCAAGGGGAAUCUAGAUCUGUAUGUUUAUUCGUGUCUUCUUAUGAGGACGAAGAAUACACUAAUGCAGUUUACGAAGUCAAAUUCAAACACGGAGGAGAAGUCAGUCAUGAACCCCCGUUGGUUAGACAUGUUGCCACGUUUCGCGAAGGUUAUUGUCGUCAGGCUGCUCGGAUUUUCAACCACUCCAAAUUAUACUCUUUGGGCCAUGACGGUGGGUUUAUUGUUGACACGGAAACUUGGUCAAAAUGUUCAUCUAUUCCUCCUAUCCCAGCCUCUAAUUCACCAGUGUGUGCGUAUGACAAGGUUUAUUAUCUUGCAUGUCGAUCAUGCUUCCAACCAAUUUCGGAGCCUUCCUUUCGGAGAUAUGAUCCUAAUCAGGAGGUUUGCGAGCAACUGACUUCUUUUCCAUUUUAUGAUGAUUAUGACGACCGUAUGCGAAUAACUGGUUAUGCUGUUUGUUAUGGUGUUAUUUUGUUUUCAUUGUUUGGCUUGAGAAAUGGGAAUUUCGGUGUCGUUGCUUUUCACGUGGGUAGAAACGAUUGGAAUCGAGUUAAAGUUGACACUUCUACUUAUUGUUUUCCUCCUUUCCAAGGGAGGGCUAUAGUUGUAGGCGAGACUAUCUAUGCCUUAUAUGGAGAGGCAGAGAUUAUUGCCUUCUCCUUUGGGCUUGACAAAGAUGAUGAUGAUUGUAUUGCAUAUUCCCUAAGCCAACAGUUUAUAUUGUACGGCCUUGAGUUCGCACGUCCGGUAUUGCCAUGGUUUGACGAUCUGACACAAUAUUUGGUUCAUUUGGGGAACCACGACUUUUUCCAUGUCCAGACUGGUUGGUGUGAUUCACAUCUCAAGGUUCAAUAUCUUAGUAUCACUACAUUUCAAAUUGUUGUUGGAGAAGGAGGAAGAUAUAUGAUCAAGACCAUACAUUCAACUGUGCAUUCUGUGGAUAUCAAGGGCUCUGAAUGGUUCGAUCUUGUUUUUUGCUUCACGCCUGAGUACGGGGAUUAUGAACUCAUAGAAGGGAAGAGUGUGACCAGUGUCAAUACCCCAAAACAAGAAGAAAGAAACGCCAGGAAGCUGGAAAUAGAAGUCGUGGAGCAUGAAGAAGUGAAUGAUGCCCCAAUCGGAUAUUAG
This is a messenger RNA of Prunus armeniaca (apricot), 1446 nucleotides long. Lineage: Eukaryota; Viridiplantae; Streptophyta; Magnoliopsida; Rosales; Rosaceae. The record is from the annotation of a GenBank genome assembly.